Messenger RNA from Chionomys nivalis (European snow vole), 4075 nucleotides. It is a transcript of the gene Plppr5, whose product is annotated as phospholipid phosphatase related 5. The coding region runs from base 437 to 1402 and encodes 321 amino acids. Gene Ontology annotation, biological process: signal transduction; phospholipid metabolic process; phospholipid dephosphorylation. Lineage: Eukaryota; Metazoa; Chordata; Mammalia; Rodentia; Cricetidae. The transcript is spliced from 6 exons. Gene Ontology annotation, molecular function: phosphatidate phosphatase activity. The record is from RefSeq and is a predicted model, not a curated record.
ACAGCAUCCACUAGCUCUCCAAGAGGACCAGGUGCCUCCGACGCCGCUUUCUGCGGGUCGGCCCGAGGGCUUGACCCCGGCGCUGCGGUGUGGCGGAUGCUCCCGUGCCGGGGCCGUGGACUCCCCGCCCGGGGACUCCCCGCCCUUGCGCGCGACCCCGCGCCCGGGCGGGCGGCGCUUGCGGCGGGCAGGGGGCGGGUAGGGCAGCCUGGACUCGUCCUGGGGUAGCCGCCUCCUCUGCAUCCUGCCCGCGCAUCCUGGAGCCCAGCCGCAUCCUCCGCCUCUGCCUCUGGCGGCUGCCAGCCUCUCCCUCGCGCCACCUCGGCCUCCCGCUGCCCCCGCCCCCGCGCCCCCGGUGGCUGUGCCUCGGCGGAGCCCUGAGGGGGCCUGUGGCUCGUCGGCCGCCCGCUCGGCUCGACUUGGCCGGGAGGCGUGCAUGCCCCUGCAGCCCGCGGCGUUCAUCAGCAGCAUGCUCUAUUUCCAGAUGGUGAUCAUGGCAGGGACGGUGAUGUUGGCGUACUACUUCGAAUACACGGACACGUUCACUGUGAACGUGCAGGGAUUCUUCUGCCACGACAGCGCCUACCGCAAGCCCUAUCCGGGCCCAGAGGACAGCAGCGCCGUGCCCCCUGUGCUCCUCUACUCGCUGGCCGCUGGCGUCCCGGUGCUCGUGAUAAUAGUUGGAGAAACUGCCGUGUUUUGCCUACAGUUAGCAACAAGGGAUUUUGAAAACCAGGAGAAAACUAUUUUAACUGGAGACUGUUGCUAUAUAAACCCACUGGUACGCAGAACUGUCCGAUUUCUUGGAAUUUAUACGUUUGGACUGUUUGCUACAGAUAUCUUUGUAAAUGCUGGACAAGUGGUCACAGGCAACCUGGCUCCACACUUUCUGGCCUUGUGUAAGCCCAAUUACACAGCUCUUGGGUGUCAACAGUACACACAGUUCAUCAGUGGGGAGGAAGCGUGCACAGGCAACCCAGAUCUCAUCAUGCGAGCAAGGAAAACCUUCCCAUCCAAAGAAGCUGCCCUCAGUGUCUAUGCUGCCAUGUAUCUGACGAUGUACAUUACGAACACUAUCAAAGCCAAAGGCACCAGACUUGCUAAGCCUGUUCUAUGCUUGGGAUUAAUGUGUUUGGCCUUUCUUACUGGACUCAACAGAGUAGCAGAAUAUCGAAAUCAUUGGUCGGAUGUGAUAGCAGGCUUUCUAGUUGGAAUAUCUAUAGCAGUAUUUCUGGUUGUGUGCGUGGUAAAUAAUUUCAAAGGAAGACAACCAGAAAAUGGGCACAUGCACAGGGACAGUGUGGCCCGGAUGCCGAUGAUCAACAUUCCUCGAGUAGAAAGCCCUUUGGAAAAAGUAGCAUCUGUGCAGAACCACAUCACUGCCUUUGCGGAAGUCACAUGAUAUUGAAACAGAUGGUUUUUCCCUGCACUGGACGUCAUCCCUCUUUACCAUCCAUUCAUAAGAAGGUUUAUUUGAUUACGCGGAAAUUUAUAAAGUUGCCUGAGACUUUUUAUAAAUUUAAAACUCAAUAGCACCCUCUCUGCUCCACCCCCGCCCCGGUCCCCCACUAGACUGUGAGCUCCUCAAGAGCAGGACCAUGGCUUUCUUUUCUGUAUCCCCAACACCUACCACCUAGCACAAAGUGUGGGUGUUCAGUACAAACAUGAUGACAAAAUGAACAAAUUAAUUCUUAAAUAAAAUAGUCGCUUUAGUUUCUCAAAAGAAUCUCUGUGACUAUGUGAAAAGAAAUCUCCAUGUGGGUUAUAUUUGUAUAAAAGAGAAACCCUCUAUUUUGGACUCGUUAAGCCUUUUUAAUUUUUCAUAUAUCUAUUCAACAGUACAGCAUAUUUAAUUUGAAGUUAAUUUUGAAAGUCACGGGGGCUUUUUUAUUAUGCAGCAUGACAUUUUUUCCAUUCUAACAGAUUUCAGCGUGUGAAAUCAUUUUACUUUUAGAAAGUAUGUCCUAUACUAAAUUGUUUGCUCAUUAUAUUAUUCUGUAUUUCACUUAAAAUACCAUUCAUACUACACAUUCUAAGACUGGUGCUUCUGCUUUUAAAGGGGAAAUUGCCAAUUUUUAUUGUCACUAAGUAAUGUAUCAUAAUUAAAAUUAUUUAUUUGGACUUUUUCUUUGACACUUGUGAUUUAAUGGUUUGAAUGCAGCAAUAUUUGGAAUACAUUAAGGCAAACCAGCCAUGAUACCAUAUUAUUGAGUAACUUUCCAUCAUUAACAGUGUCUCAAGAUUGGCUGUAGUCCAGUCGUAAGCUUUCUUACUGAUCAAGAAUUCAAAUAAUUUAAGUGAGAAUGAACCACAUCUUACCAAACAAUUAUGUAGAUGCUAGAAAUAUGAUUAAUAUAUUUUUGUAAUUGUCUAAUACUUUAGUUAAUAUGUAUUUAUAUUUACUUUAUCAUUUGAUCCUCACAGUAAUCCUGUACAAAUAUUGAAAGAUCCCUUUAUUUACACACAAGAAAAACGAAGCCAAGACUGAUAACAUGCCCAAUCCCAUACCUCUAAUCAAGCAGAGAGAAAAAGCUGAAAUUCAGAAUUACCCUGGAUUUGCAUUUUUCCCCUUAAAUAUGCCACAACUGCCUCAUUAAAUGUGUACCUUAUAUUAAUGAACAUAAACACAUUUUUCAAACACAAAGCUAUCUAGGGUUCUAUUCAUAGUUCUAGUGUCUGGAUGUGAGGCUCUUUGUAAAAGGGAAGCCCAAAUCAAGUGUCUUCAUUCUGUAUCUCAGCUGCCGUUCAGGAAAGAGGCCAAGGGACCAACUUUACAGCGUCCACGUGGAACUGAAAAGAAAGAAUAUAAGGAGAAUCGAGCAAAGAGUCACUUUGCAUCUCUAAAGCUAACCCAAGAUGCUUUGACUUAUAUGUGUGGAAAUUGAUUAAAAAAAAUCUUUCUAGUCUUGAAAAAUAGUUGAAAGUAAACAUUUAAUUUACCCUCUAAUCAGCAAAUAAUUAAAACCAAAGACUUUUCCGUUACUUACAAAUGGAUUUCAUUUGUCCAAUUCCAAUCCUGCAAGAGUCAAAACACUUCCAACUAAGAGCCAAAUAAAGAAAUUCCCUUUUUAUAAAAAUUGAGAUCUCUACAGCAAUUCAAUUCUUUUUGGCAAUUUAGAACAAGCUUUCGUGUCUUGACCUUUUAAAGGCAUUGUUUUAGAAAGCACUAGAAAUGGGCAGUUUGGUUCCAGAAUAAAGGGUAUGAGCAUAAUACCAAGCAAAGGCCAGGUGACUGGUUGGGCUUCUACGGUUGUUUAAUUCUGGUGGUUCUACACCCACUUUAGAAGGACCCAAGAAAGAAUGGUUUUCCCCUUGGAAACCAUUAUGUAAGGACGUCAAGGUCAGUGAAGAUUUGCACCUUCCUAAACCUGGUCACUAUAAAAGAGUUAUGAAUUAAACAACGAAACAGUAUCAGAGUGAAAAUCGCUCCUACUAUUUAAGCAUCAAGAAAGUUGUGCAAUUAUAAAAUCCAGGAAAAAUUAAAGUUGUGAGAAUAGAGCAAACCCAGCAAAGAUUACUUAACCAUGAUGCUAUUACUGAGAAUAAUGGAAAACAUAUUUGAGAAAAACGUUAAAAACAAUGACAAAAGCUGGUGUUCAGUGGUGCAGCACUUGUUGAGCAUGCACAGGCCCUGGGUUCAAUCCCCAGGAUUUGUAAAAGAAAGCACUAAUCUCGAUAUAUACAUAUGUACAUACAUAGUCUAGUAAAAGCAGGCAAUCCCAUACAUUUCUGAUAGAGACCCUCAUUUUUAUUCCUCUUCCUUGGAGCCCAGGUCAGUGUAAAUUGUACCAACUGAAAACUUCAGUAGCCUCUGUUUGCAUGGCAGAAAUUUCGCACAAGUCUUAUCCGAUGCCUAAGGUAACUUAAAAGAGUCUUUUAUGUUAAAAGAGAAGUGAACCUUCUUUGACAGACUUUGUCUAUUCAACUUCUAACUGGGCCUCUCUUUUUCUCAGGAUCUAUCCUAGCCAAAUAUCUUGGUUACAUUUUCCAUAGCUUCCUUUGUGAGAGAACAGUGGGGGAGGGAACAAUUCUCUGCUGUGUAUUGUAUUUUUCAAAUAAAAAUUUAAAAAUUAAA